Molecule: messenger RNA, 1695 nt
Organism: Spodoptera littoralis (African cotton leafworm)
Lineage: Eukaryota; Metazoa; Arthropoda; Insecta; Lepidoptera; Noctuidae
Source: the annotation of a GenBank genome assembly
AUGUCCUACGGCAUAGUCUGCCGCUGCUGCCUUGUGCGGACUCCCGAUAAAGAUUUAAAAACUCAAUACACUAUAUUGGGCAAAUCUGAAAUUUACGCUGAUAUGUUAAAGGAGUGCUUUGAAAUUCAGAUCCAACUCAGUCCAGAAGAUGAUGACUGUGGUAUUUGUGAGGUGUGCAUCACAAGGCUCCGGGAUGCGAGUGACUUCAAGCUGCAGGUACAGGAGUGCCAGAAGGAGAUCCUAGCUAAAUAUAAUGCGUUUACUGUUAAAGAUGAAUCGAGUCCAAAGGUCAAAGAAGAAAUACUGGACUUGGAUGAUGAGAACGGAAUAUAUUUUCUAGAAUUAAAAGAAGAAAUGUCAGAUGACUUCGAUGACUUCAAAAGUGGGGAUGACAAGAAGUUAGUAGAGAUGCUCGGCUUCAACGAUGUUACUAUUAAGAAGAGAUCGGAUAAGAGAAGGAGUAAGAAGAGAUUGCUGCUUGAUAGCUCUAGAGAUGAAAUGAAAACGAAAUCCCGAGCUAUGAAGCUAUCGCUCCGCGCGUUCCAGCAGGAGGUGGUCAUGAAGGAGAUCCUGCCAGUUAAUGUAUCCACUCGCCACUUUGUCACAGAUACCACUAAACAUCGAAGGAACAUUGAUACAUUACUCAAAUAUUCCAAUUGUACACCAUUCGCGAACAAAACUAUUGCAGGAAUCCUCUGCGCCUACUGCAAGACGACAUACAGGGAUCUACCGCACUUACGCACACACAUACACGACGAACACAAAACGGACAACUUGAUAGAAACCAAACGAAUGGACAAAAACAACAUGUCUAUCAAAAUGGAUAUUACAGAGUUACAAUGUAUGAUCUGUCACGCACACAUGGACACUAUAAGCAAUUUGAAGAAACAUCUCACAAAGGAUCAUGAUAUCAACUUUUACGACGAAGUGAACGAUUAUAUCCUAGAGUUUAAACUCUCAGACGGCGAUAUCCUUAACUGUGCAUUGUGCAAUUCAACAUAUGAAACGUUCAAAAUGUUACUACAACACAUGAAUGGUCAUUACAGGAACUAUAUUUGUGAAAUAUGUGAUUUAGGUUUCAUUAACAAACAUAAGUUGAGGAAUCAUCAACGUACGCAUGAAAUUGGGACGUUUAACUGUAGUUUUUGCGAUAAAGUUUUCAGUACUAAGGUUAGGAAAUUGUGCCAUGAGAAGUAUACCCAUAAUGCUACUGCGAGGUACACGACGAACUGUCCACAUUGUGAUAAGCAGUUUACUAGUUAUUACCGCAGAAACAGACAUAUGGCCGACGAACAUAACAUAUCAGCAGCUACAUACAAAUGCAAUAUUUGUGAGAAAUCCUUCAUUUUAAAGUCCAAAUUGACAUCUCAUAUUAAAAAAGUACAUUUGAUGGAACGUAACCAUAUUUGCUCGGAGUGUGGCCAAGGAUUUUUUAUUAAACAGUCGCUCGAUGAACACAUGAUUAAGCAUAACGGUGAGAGAGUAUUCAAAUGCACAGUCUGCACGAAGGCGUACGCGCGAAAAAAGACCUUAAGAGAACAUAUGAGGAUUCAUAAUAACGAUAGGAGAUUCAAAUGUGGUAUUUGUUCUUUAGCCUUUGUCCAGAAGUGUAGUUUGAAAAGCCAUAUGCUGUCGAACCAUGCGAUCACUUUAGCAGAAUAUGAAAGUAGUAAAACUGAUGCUAUUAGUCCUUAG